UGGACGUACCUGGCACAGUCGAAUGGGGAAGGAACGCAAUGAUCACUACUGCGAAAAAGGAAAUCUCCCGCCUCCCAAGACGGCUGCUUUGAAGGUUGCAUGCUACAUUCUAUAUUAGGUGCUUCUUCUGCCCAAGUGAUAACGUAACCGUUUCAUGAGGGGGAAACCUGCUCCUGAUUUUCUAUCCAUGCAUGUUGGAUGUUGACGGGCUGUUUUGAUCCCUCCCACAGAUCUUGAACUCUUGCCCGUGAGAUGAGUUCAAGCUGCCUGCAGCAGCGAAGCAGGAAAAGCCAGUCACCGACUCACUUCCCCGGAAAAUCCCAUCUUUCAAUCCGGCCAAGCAAACCACUGUCUCCACCUGGAUCCAAGUCAAUGGGACUGGUCGAGACCCUACGUACCUGCAUGCCCCUCCAUCAUGACUUCGAUUCUAAGCCCUGAGGUUCUUCCUAAACCGAUUCGUUUCGUCAAUAACAAGGGACUACCACCCUCCAAACGGAGAAGGGUAAACGCGGCCUGCUAUACGUGCAGGAGGCGCAAGACGAGGUGCGAUGGCGCCCGUCCGACAUGUUCAACCUGCACAAAGAACGGUCAUUCGUGUCGGGGUUAUGGUGAUGCCCCAGACAGGAAGCGGGACACUGCACCCUCGUCUGGCGCGAGGCGGAAGUACUCAGUGGGCCCGAAGGAUUGCGGUGAUGAGGAUGAGGAUGAGGACGAGGACGAGGAAGACGGGAUCGCAGAAGGCUGCAACGCCCAACGGAUCAACCAAUCCGCCACUACAAGUACUCAGCAGUCUGGAUCCCCGCUUGUGGAUUCCUCGUCCAACAGAGAGCACGACGAGAGCAACAGAGUUCCCUACUUUAGGUAUUUUGGCCCGACCGCAAUCGUGCCCGGCUUCAAACAAAUGGUCGUCAAUGUGCCAAACCCCCGCAGAAGCAGAGGAGGCUCGCUCUCAGGAUCGUCCCCGACCGAGACCCGAUCCCAGGCCUCUCAUGGAAUACUGCACCAGGAGGAUCUUGCACCUGAGAACCCCGAGGAUCUGCCUAUUUACGAUCCCAACGACCCCGGGGCGACGGAUCCCACCAUAAUACGCCUGAUAGACACUUUCUUCACACACCUGGGCUGCAACUACCCCUUCCUACGCCGUGAAAAGUUCCUCAAGAUGGUCGGCGAGAAGAGGGUUGAACCGAUCCUGCUGGACGCCAUACUGGCCCUAGCUGCAAGGUUCCACAAGAAAAAGGACGACAGGGAGGCCAUGGGACAUUUCUAUGCACAGCGUGCAAAGAUGGCCACUGUGGAUCCAUUUCCUUGCCCGACUGUCGGUGCCGUUCAGGCCUAUCUUCUGCUGGCGUACGAAAGCUUCGGCCAGGACCAGGAUAGCGCUCUGUGGGCCUACCUCCAGCUUGCCAUUGGAAUGUCUAUUGAUAUAGGUCUGCCGAGGAAGGACGGAGUCAAGUAUCAAGGCGAGAAGGACCCUUGGUACACGCUCGCUUGUAUCCCAAAGUACGACGAAGCCGAGCAAGGACACGAUAAACGGGACAAUGGAGAAGGCACCCUCAGCCCAGAGGAACAGGCCGAGGUCGAACAGGAGCGAAUCAACACCUUUUGGGCGGUUUUUGUUCUGGACAGAGUCAUCUCCUCGGGCACUGGGCGGCCCGUUCGGUUCAAGGACGAAGAUUUCGAGAUACCUCUGCCAGAACCGUCCCUGAUCUCUGGCAAUGGCUGGCCUGCACCGUUCCCUGAUUUCAUAGGGAUCAUCCAUCUGUACGGCCGAGUAUCGGAUGUUUUGAACAAUGUUAGGAAUCCGAAGGAACUGGCAGGCGAAAGCAUCCAGGAGAACCUCAGCAGCCUUGUGCAGGAAUUGACGUUACUCCACCAGAGAUUGGACACUCGUCUCCAUUUCAAUGCUGUCAACUUUCAGGAGUACUCAAGGGCUGGCCAGGGCACGACAUUCAUAUUGCUUCAUCUUUGGUUUCACACCUUGAUCAUCAUCCUCCACCAGCCCGCCGUCAUUUUUGGAGCAGUCGGGCAGAUUGAUGAUCUCUUGCCAAAUGGUCGCGAGGUGGCCAUCUCAAGCGCAAGAUCGAUUGCAGAUAUUCUCUCUUUUGCUGAACUUAUCGACUCGAGAAGCGUCAUAGGAAACCCAUUCACGUCACAGCCCAUGUACAUAGCCGCCUGUGCAUUUUUGAUGCAGUCCGGUGCAGCGCAGUCGUCGGCACCGUCGCAGACCGACACUGGACCGGCUGGCCUGACAAAGGGCUUUUGUUUUGGGGCCAAGGAGAAGGAGGCGAAGCAGCCCAGCUCGCUGCUUGCCUUUGGGGCUAACCAGAACUAUCAACGGUGUUAUAAGAGUCUCCAACAGUUACAAUCCUAUUGGGGCGGCGUCAGAUAUAUACUCACGGCUUUGGACCAGAAGUCCAAGGGGAUUUGGGACUGCGAGACUUAUACGCUAGAGGAGUACGCCAUGACCAAGAAAAUUUCAGGAAGACGGUCAUCUUCGCUGGGCCGGCUCCCCCGUGAAUUCGAAAUUCCUUCGACUCCAAAUGUGCCGCCCAUGGUCGGCUUCUCUCUCACAGGCACAACCAACUCACCAAACUCGUCUCUCACCUGGGUUUAUCAGAACCAAGCCUACGCCGCAAUGAGCCUGCAAGGCCAGCAACACGUGCGACAUCGUCCUGGAUCUUCAGCUCACCAACGAGAGAUACCCACCGGGGCUGCAACGUCAACCGAGCCCGAGCCAAGCUAUGAUUCUGCAAGCCAGCCCCCCGUUGUACCUGCACCCCUCACACCUCCUCUGGGGAACAUGGCCUACGACCCUCUCCGCAACGAGCCCCCACAUGCCAUAUACACGUCCGCUUACCCACAAGCACCCGUCUCGGCAAUGCGAUUUUCGCCAGUGUCGGCAGCAAACGUCCCGCCCAAGCCCCGGUUACGGCAGAAGCGUAGGUCCAUGUCUUCAUUCAACAGCCCUAGGGCUGCCACAUCGGCCAAGGAGCCAUCUAGAUCUCGUCUUCCUAGUGGCGAUCCCGUCAACGACCGUCAUCUUCAUCUGAAUCUUCAUCGCCAGCUCGAUUCCAGCCCCGAGGGUACAUCACAAACCUCUCCGACGAGCAACAUCACAGGAAACAACAUAUACACGGCACCGGCGCGCUCAUCAGUGGCCGGCUACGAGCCAUCGUUGAUGACAAGCGGCGGCAGGUCUUCAUCGGCGACGCCAUCGGGCCCUGCUGACCAGCAGCCUGCCAAGUUUGAGCACCCGCAGCCGGGAGAGUACUCAUCGCCCAUUGUGCAGACCGCCGGCAUCGUCACGCCGAACGGUGGAUACUACCCUCAGCUUAGCGACCUCACCUUUGACAGCCGUGAGAUCACAUGGGGCCAAGACCCGACCGAGGCCAUGGCACCGUGGUUGGUAGAGUACUUUUCGACCAACGACAUCAUUGGUCUUUUACACGCGAGCGGUGGCGGCGAAGAGAACAACGGGGGCUAAGCAUGUGGCAUGGUAAUCAAUCCAAAUUGAGUGUCGAAGUACGACUGUUAUCUUGAUAAUUUGUUCUCUAUGCUUGGUGUUUCUGUUUUCUUUUCCAGAUGGAUAGUGGCUAGUUUUGAUUCGAUACCCCUCAACUUGUAAACUCUUUUUUUCCCCCUUUAUUCGCGGAUGGCUGUGCCAUUGUACGAUAAACUUUACUAUUUGCAUCUGGGUAUAAAUAGACCGAGACUAGAUAUAAGCACCCCGGUAUAGAAAUGCAGCUACUGCAGUCAUUGAUGUGAUAG
Messenger RNA from Pyricularia oryzae 70-15, 3768 nucleotides. RefSeq names its product pathway-specific nitrogen regulator. Lineage: Eukaryota; Fungi; Ascomycota; Sordariomycetes; Magnaporthales; Pyriculariaceae. Gene Ontology annotation, molecular function: DNA-binding transcription factor activity, RNA polymerase II-specific; zinc ion binding; DNA binding. Gene Ontology annotation, biological process: DNA-templated transcription; regulation of DNA-templated transcription. The transcript has 2 exons. The record is from RefSeq and is a predicted model, not a curated record. The coding region runs from base 416 to 3484 and encodes 1022 amino acids.